CCCCUUCACAAACACUUCUUUUAGCAGAAACUCAGCUUUUUAAGGCAAAUGGCUUCUUCUAAAACUUUGCUUCUUCUCCUUUGUGCUCUCUUUGCUCUUGUCCUUCUCAUCUCCUCUGAAGUCGCAGCGUCAAAAGACCAAACACAUGAGAGCAUGACAACCAAGGGUGUAGAGGAAGCCCUGUACGGAGGUCCAGGAAAUGGGGAUCCAGGUUAUGGCCGAGGUGGAGAUCCAGGUUAUGGUCGCGGCGGCGGUGGUGGUGGUGGUGGAUAUCAAGGAGGAGGAGGAUGCCGCCAACACGGUUGCUGCCGUAGGUAUCGUUAUGGAUCAGGGUGCCAAAGGUGCUGCUCCUAUGCUAACGAAGUCCCUGAUGCCGACUUUGAGGAUGACAUCAAAAACUAGCUAGCAUUCCCUUUAGCGAGAGAGAGAUGUGUGUAUGUGUGAAAACUAAGGGCUUUCUUUGUAUGAGUUUGCCAAUGAAUAAGGCCUGCAAUGAGCUCUAGCUUGGAUGCUCAUGGCACUUGCCAUUAGACUGAGUGUAGUUUACUUGUUCAUCCCUUUGUACCACAUGUGAUUUC
Messenger RNA from Ilex paraguariensis (yerba mate), 578 nucleotides. Lineage: Eukaryota; Viridiplantae; Streptophyta; Magnoliopsida; Aquifoliales; Aquifoliaceae. The record is from the annotation of a GenBank genome assembly.